Molecule: messenger RNA, 13816 nt
Organism: Salarias fasciatus (jewelled blenny)
Lineage: Eukaryota; Metazoa; Chordata; Actinopteri; Blenniiformes; Blenniidae
Gene: mgat3b
Product: beta-1,4-mannosyl-glycoprotein 4-beta-N-acetylglucosaminyltransferase b
Exons: 5
Coding region: 723-2627 (634 amino acids)
Biological process (GO): N-acetylglucosamine metabolic process
Cellular component (GO): membrane
Molecular function (GO): beta-1,4-mannosylglycoprotein 4-beta-N-acetylglucosaminyltransferase activity
Source: RefSeq, a predicted model, not a curated record
ACAGUGUCACUCAUGUCCUGAACAGGAAAUAAGUUGUUCAUAGUUAGAAUGCCUGCAGACAUCAGGAAAGUCCCUGUACAUCAGAGUUCAUUUAAAUGCAGAUGAAUGUCUUGUUCAUUUCAGAUGACUGAACGUCAGUCAGUCAGAAACAAUGCUGAGGCUUGUUCCAGGCAUGGAGGGAAAGAGCUGCACAGCGCGUCGCUCACAGAGCGGCUUAAAGGAGGAAGUUGUGGUUUGUAAUACUGCGAGAACGCAGCCCUCCUCUCCUCCCGCCGCUCACCUGAGAGGCGUUUUGUUCCCAGCAGUCCAUCAGAUGGCAUCGUGGAGCUGCGCUAUCAGAUGCAGCGCCGGGUAAUCCUCCAGCAGCAGCCCUCGCUGCCCUGUAACCCGAGGCGUGUGUGCGCCACCGCCAUGCCAACCGGCUUCAGCAACUUCAUCGACGCCAAGUGGAUUUUUGAACCUGCAGAGUCCGAGUGGAAGAGAUGACCAGGGGGAGCGCCGCCUCCUCUCAUCACCCUGAUUAUCAAUUCAGCGGUGCUGCAGAUAUGCCUUCUGUAAGAACGCAGCAGAAGGGAUGUGCUAUUUCCUGGAGGUUAUCACCUGGGAAGCCCUGAAGUGCAGUGCGCUCGCCUGAUUGGCCUCGCCCUCGCUGCUGGCUGCAGUCGCUUCAGGACGGGACCCGGCAGGCCGCCACUGUUCGUCUGGCUGGAAACGCUCCCAACAUGAGGUUCAUCAGGAUGAAAAUGCGGCGGCACAGGGUGUUCUUGCUGUGCACGGUGGGCCUGUGCGUCAUCUCCUUCCUCCACUACUACAAGGCCCUGCACUACGUGUCGCUGCUGCGCGAGCUCUCCGCGCCGUACCCCAACAUCAAGUCCUUCAUCAUGGUCACCGGCUUCUUCUGGCGGGAGAAGGACGCGUCGGCCACGGCGCUCAGCCCCGCCUCGCCCGAGGAGGCCCCUCCCCUCCCCGUCCUCCGCCAGCCGGACCCCAAGGCCAGGGGCGGCGCGGCAGGGGGCGGGGGAGGGGCGGCGGGGCCGGCGGUGGUCGGAGGCCCCGGGAUCCCGGGCCUCCCGGCGAUAGAGACGAGGCUGAGGGAGGAGCCGGCGCCGCCUCACCCCUGGGAGAAACCCGAGGAGAACAAACUGGGAGACGCUCAGAGCGAGAGGGGAGCUGAAGACCACUUGAAUCCACAAAGCGAGAACCACCCGGGCCAGCCCGCCGUGCCGGAGCUCCCUCAGGCGCCGCUGGUGGGGAAAGAGCACCGCGUGGUGUUCCUCAAGGACCCGCUGUCGGACCCUCUGGAGACCAUGGGAGACCUCCACACUCGCACUCACCAGCUACAAAAUGACAAAACGCCGUAUUUUGUCCGCACCAAAGCCGGAGCGCUUUGCUUCAAGCAGGGGACGGAGGUGGCCACCCAGAAGGAGUCCUCUGGGAAGGCGGGGGGAACCGUGGCCAACAGAGCGGGUGAGGGCGCCCGGGCCGGGGCUGCGGCGCAGCGGAAACUCCUGGAGCUCCAGCAGCUCCAGCAGCAGCAGCAGACCCCCAGCCCUCCCAAGGCCAAGGCCAGGUCCCGGGGCGGCGGCAAGCGCCUGGUCAAGUGUGUGUGCCGGCCCGGCUGGCACGGACCUUACUGUGGCGUUCCCACCAUGGUGUACCACUCCAACCUGCCCACCAAGGAGCGGCUGACGCCGAGGGAGACCCCGCGCAGGGUGAUCAACGCCAUCAACGUCAACCACGAGUUCGACCUGCUGCACGUCCGCUUCCACGAGCUGGCCCAGGCCGUGGACCUCUUCCUCAUAUGUGAAUCGAACUUCACUGCCUAUGGAGAGAGACGGCCUCUCAGUUUCCUGAGGCUCCUUCUCAACGGUACGUACGACUACAUCCGCCACAAGAUCCUCUACGUGUUCCUGGACCACUUCCCCGACGGGGGCCGGCAGGACGGCUGGAUCGCCGACGACUACCUGCGAACCUUCCUGACGCGCAACGGCAUGUCCCGGGUGGUCGGGGCGCGGCCGGACGACGUCUUCGUCAUCAACGACGCCGACGAGAUCCCCGCGCGCGAAGGCCUCCUCUUCCUCAAGCUGUUCGACGGCUGGACGGAACCUUUCGCCAUCCACAUGCGCAAGUCCCUGUACGGGUUUUUCUGGAAGCAGUUCGGUUCCCUGGAGGUGGUGUCCGGCUGCACGCUGGGGAUGCUCCGCGUCGUCUACGACGGCGACGGGAUCAAGCUGCGCCGGCGGGAGUACUACACCAUGCCCGGCUUCCGCAAGUACGAGAACGAGACGGGCCACAUCCUGGUGCAGUGGUCGGUGGGCAGCCCCUUCCACUUCGCCGGCUGGCACUGCUCCUGGUGCUUCACGCCCGAGGGGAUCUACUUCAAGCUGGUGUCGGCGCAGAACGGAGACUUUCCGCGGUGGGGCGACUACGAGGACAAACGCGACCUCAACUACAUCCGCGAUCUGAUCCGGACAGGGGGCUGGUUCGACGGCUCCCUGCAGGAGUAUCCCCCCGUGGACCCCAAAGAGCACAUGUACGCCCCAAAGUACAUGCUGGAGCACUAUGACAGGUACCGCUACCUCCUGGAGAACCCUUAUAGUAAAGCGUCCAGACUGAACGAGGGCUAGGAGUUCAACUGGGAAAGAAUGAGAAAAACAAAAAACAUGUGAAAUAAAUAACGGGGCCUCGCUGAGUCCACGGCACUGAGUUAGGAGGUCUGCAGCGGUACUGAUGAACUCUUAAUGGAACAAAACUAAAUGUAUCUCCACCAGGCAGCACUGAUGUUGCAGGGAUUUGAAAUCUCUUUAAAACAAGAAAAACAAAAAGAAAAAAUCAUUAUUUUGGGCUAAAAAAGGGAACACUGCGUCACAUUCACCGUGGAUCUGCAGAGCGAGCGUGGAGAGGAUUCAACCACUGGACGAACACCGUCACGGAUCUCCUCAUUCCUUCCUUUUCGAGGGAGAGGGCCAAGCUAUCUCUGUGUCCGUCACCCCGCCCCAUGUCCUCCCGUCCUUCACCCCCGAUUCGACUCGCCUGUUCUCUGAGAGAAAGGGGCAGCUUCGAAGCAAAGCCAGGGAUUCUUCAUGGGCGCGUGGAGCCUGUGGAGACGAGAAACUUUGAAGUGAAGGACUGUCUUUUGUCGGGUUUUUUUUGUUUUGUUUUUUUCUGUCGACUAAAAGUUUACAAACCGGCUGAUGUUUCCCGCUUCACCCCCCACCUUUCAGAUGUCUUCCUGUCAUGAUGGUGACCCUCACUUCCAGAACCAGACUCUGCUUCAGAAUGGUGUCGCGUCUCGGUAGAAAUCCGUCUUAAACCCCCCCAAAAUGUAAAGGAAAGACCAUAUAGAAGAAGUGUCGGCUCAUACGUACACUUGCAUUCAUCUGCAGGCAGGUCGGACCCAGCGGGGUGUUUGUGUAACACAAGCGGCUGUGCGCGGUCCGCCCGUGCGUCCUGCUGUGAGGCUUUGUGGGCACGAAAACCGACGGCGAGAUCGAGACAGAAGGCGAGACAGAAAGGAGCGUAAUGAGGUGGGAAGAGAGCGCUGAUGAGAAGGAAUCAGCUGACGCACGAGUGUCACAGGGAUGAGUGUGCAGAGUGUGUGUGUGUGUGUGAACGUGUGUUUCUCAGAGCCUACAUGCUGCUCUGAAUAAAUCACGCCCCGCUGACGGCAUCUGAGGUUUUAUUGGCGUUCUGCCUCCGUCCGAUCCUGGACGGCUCGGGCCCGGUGGCUGGAGAAAGACCGUCCUCUCAGUUCUUCCCUCUCGCCAUCGUCCAUCCGGCCGCUGAGGGACCGUGGUCGCCUCGGGGUAACAGAGUGUGAGGGUUCGCCAGUCGCAGAGCCGGAACUCUUCUUGUUUUCUCUCCGUCGGCUCUGAUUUUUCCCAGAUAUGUCUUCGUUUCCUUUUAUUCCACAUCAACAGUUUGCUCUUUGUGGGGUUUCUACAGACAUUCCAUCAUGUCAGAGCUGGUAAAAUCUUCCUCUAUCCUCACACACACACACACACACACACACACACACACACACACUGGCUCUCUCCCUCCGACGUGUAUCUAUUUUCUGUUAAUCCUCCCAAGAAUGCUCCCAUUUGAUCAGCCGGAGUCUGUUUCGAGCCUCAUUUCUUCCCUUCCUCCCGCCCGCCGCUCGUUACCUGUCGAUGCCUUCCCUUCGCCCGCGAAUCGCGGUCCUCUGAACAUUCAGGCAUGAGCGCCGCUGGCUCGCGUCUCGGUCUCCCGCCGCCAUGAACAGCUGUCGAUGUGGCCGGAUGCCCGGAUCCCCGCCCCGGCCCGCUCCGGCGGGAGUCGGCGUCGUUGCGGACAAUUUGGCGAGCGCGGCUGUACGCGUGUGUGUGUGCGCUAACCCGUGUGUGAUGCGUGUCUGAGGGCGGCGGGGAGCCUCGCCGCGUUCCCGUCAAGGGCAGGGAAAUCGUAGCGGCGGUGUUUACUGUGCCGCGGAGCGCUUCGCAAAGCGAUACACGGAGCAGACAAGGAAUGAUCAAAGAAGAGCAAAUGCAUUGAUUUUUCUUUUGACUGCAGAUUGACUGUAGCCGCCAUCUGCUUUCUCUACGCCUGCCUGGGCUUCACACGCGCUGUUUACCGCCGCUUCAGGCGCGAUGCGGUUUCAAGGUGAAGAACUUCUCCAGAGGAAUGAAAAGUUUCAGGGAAGAAAUGCUGUCGCUCGCCUCGGGAGGAGAAAGAUUAGGAAAACAAAUCAGAUCCUUCAGAUAGAAACAUUUUGAGGUGGUAGCUUUAAUUUCAUGAGACACUGGUGAUCAUUUCAGUACAAAAUACCUCAUAAAACCUUUUUUUUUUUUUUUUUCAUUUUCCACCUCAUUUAAAGUGUCCUUGAGUUAAAACUUCCUCCUCCUCAUUUGUUCUGUUCCUGUUGACUUUGUCUCCUAAAGGCCUCGUUAAUCAGACUCAUUUAUUUGUUAUUGUCACCGUGCAGCUCAGUGUUCAUGGUCACAGGAUUUUCCCUCUCACACUGCAGCGACAGGCAACUUCAGUUUGAUCCAAAAGAAAAAGACCAAAAGCUACAAAAAACAAACUGCAAGAGUUUUACUAAACGGCCGUUUUCCAGACACUUCAAACACUUGUUUCCUUACUAUUGCAACAUCCUCAGUAGAUAAGCCAGGGUCUCUCCUGAGAGAGACUAUCGCCUUGAUGAUUUGGGAAAGGAAGCAGACAAACACAACAAGUCCCUCAUGAAAUACCGGGCCGUCCUCCAUAGUCCCGAGAAAAAAAACCACCCUGUUGUACAAUGAGUGUAGAUUUGGAAGGUACUGAUGGCGGCUGUAGUUUUACUUUUGGUACAUCUGCGUCAUUUUACAGUAAGACACAAACCUUGAAAAACUCAAGCAUUGUGAACAUCGACCAAAACGAGCCAAUGAGGUGUGGCCUGUUUGUUGAUAAUCCUUUAACGUAGAAGCUCUCCGCUCUGCCCGUCGAGUCGUUCUUCCCCUCAGCUCUGCUCCCGGUGGCGGUCAGCUCACGGAGUCGAGAAUGAGAUGAGCCAGCAGGCCGCUGACAGUUGUGCCGGUCCGUCCCGCUGCACUCGGCGGCAGCUGUUCGGGGUUUGAGGUCGCUGUCUGAGAGCCAGAAUCCCGCCCGAAGCCGAGAGGGGCGGCGGAGAAAUGAGCUCUAAAUAGGACUCGACGUGAGACAACAAAGGAGAGAGCAGCCAGGCUUUAUGAGGCGGUUUUCAAACACGUCUAAAGCAGAUUUUGCGUCUUCUGAACAGGUAAAUGGGGUGGUUGGGGGUUACUCCACAUGUCCUGUCGCCUCUUUUAUCACUGUGGAAACAACACUGACCGCAAACCUGAAGCUCCUGCAUAUUGUCAUAAAUCUGGAAAAACAAGGCGACAUGGCUGCUCAGGAACAUGUAGGCUUUAAGAGGCAGGAACCGCCCCGUUUAGACUGCAGGGAAGACCCGGAGCUGGCCGGAUGGUUUUUCUCAAAGGUCACUCCUGAUCUGCAGUCAGCCUUUGUGACAUUAGAUUGGUAUUCCAACCCAACGUGUGUUUGAUUUUUGUACUAUUCCAAACAGUUCAAGCCAACAGAACAACAUUUUUUGAGGUUUAGGAACCCAGACUGGUUGAUUGAGAUGUUAUGAAUGCAAACUUCUGAAAGACUGACCCAGCCAAAUGGGUUUUGACCCUAGACUUAACCCAAGCAUUCUGUUUGUCACAGUUCAUACACAGAUAUCGGUUUGGUCUUUUAUGCUUUGAAAAAAUUCUGCAUUUAGCGUCUCCACAGACAGUUCUCCUCCCAGAGUAGUUUGUAGCUUGUGACCUGAGUCAAACAUGUAAAAUAUCUCAUACCUCAUUCAUUUUAUUUGCAAAUGUCAGAGAAAAUCCACCCAGACACGCCUGCUCAGGGCAGGGCUGAAACAACGCGAAGAAGAAACUCUGACCGACUCGUCACAGUAUCCAGACCAGCAGGACAGGAUUUACUCGUUUCAUUCAUUUUAUUUAUUUAACUUGGGUGGGCUCAAGAAUUAAACAUGAGGCUAGUGAAUAGCAACAUGAAAAACAAGAGUUAUUUAUUAUCAUUUUUAAUAGGGACCAACCAGAAAGACGUUUCAUCAAUAAUCCCAGUGCCAGUCAUGCAGAGGUGAUAAUCUGGACCGUAGUGCUUUGAUUUUUCACUUCUUGGAGGCGCCGUUGUCCCUGUGAUAAACGGAAAAGCGUCCUAAUGAAUGGAGCAGCUUCUCACCCCCCAGCGCCCGAAAAGAAAAUCUAUGGAGCGGCGACAGUUUGAGUGAAGCUGAGCUGUAACGCUGACAGAACGGAGUGCGUCUGCCGAUAGCCUGCGCUGCUCAAGGACACUUCAGAUUGUGAGCGUUCAGCAGAUGCUCUUACGAGUCCGCGGUUCUAAUCCUUGGUCUGCAGUGUUUCUCGACUCGUCUUAAAAUGUCUCCCUGCAACGACACGCGGUUCCUCCGAGUGUCGAGCUUCUGCAGACGCAGAAAUCUGAAUCAUGGAAGCAAAACUCAAUAAAUAAAUAAAUAAAUAAUCCCGGCUGAGGAUGAGGUUGAAUCUGCAUUAGUGCCCUUUGCAGAUCUGAAGGAGUUGAUGCUGUGAGAGCGAGAAAAGGAGGCUUCCUCUGCUGAGUUUAACGACGCUCCCAUAUCCUCCAUCUUAGCGCCGCUUUAUCUCGGAACGGCCGCGAAUCUUCCGUCCACACAGGCGAGAUUUGACCGGACCCUUCGGUCUGAAGCCGCUGAGCUUUCUGUAAAUACUGCAGGAGCCGUCAGCAUGGCGGGGGAAUGAUUUGCAGCACAGAGGAGCGGCACGCGGGGGGAGAGGAGACAGAACAAAGCAAAGAAAAUCCAAGUCCGACUGUGAGAUUUAAGGCAGCGGCUUCAAAUAGGCUGAGAAAACCUUUAAAGUCUAACUUGUUCAUAUUUGAAAAUCCAAUCUGAAUCCGACAGAGAGCCAAAAGUAAAAAAAUAAAUAAAUACUUCAAACGUCCAAACGAAUCACACAAUGUGGCUUCGUUCAUUUGUCUUUCCAGACGGGGUACAGUUUGUCGAUACAGCUGAAAAAUGGGAGAACUGAACGUUUCCUAACCGUUACAGAGACCCGAACCAAAGCAGCGCUCCUCUCGCGCCUGACCCGAUGGAGACGAGGCAGCUGUAGCCCUGAAACCCCUGAAACUAACCCGGUACAACCGACCCCGACCCCGACCCCAGAUCUCCCAGAUUACCAGGCGGAUGCAGGCCGGUCGAGGACGGAUGAGGCUGUUCUUGGGUCGCUGGCAUCAGUCAUGCAGACCGCCCGAGACGAUGGAGUAAACUCGGUUUUGCCCACAUGCUAGUUAGUUACCACUUUAUUGAUUACAGUUUUCAGCAUUUUGUGUCGAACGUUUUUUUUUUUCUGUUCUGCCAAAGAUGCGAGUUUUGACUUUUUAAUUCGAUCCGGCUUCUUGGGCAACCCUCCAACAAAUAAUGUGCAAUAAACACAGCUGCUUGCUGGAGUUGAUUGGAACAGAGGGAAUAAAUUAAGUGUGAAAUGCAGAGCUGUAAAGCAGACAGAGCGAUGCCGCUGCAGACAGGUUUGGAGAUGUGUUGCUAGGAAACAGCUCAGUGCAGGCUUUUUUUUCCCCCCUUUCUUUAUGUCUUUUUCUUUUUUUGCUGCUGUUUUCAGUUUCUGAUAACAGGAAAUAACCCAUUUGGAAGGUGUGUGUGUGUGGAAGUGGAGUGGUCCUAGCUGAAGAUAUCACUGGAUGUUUUCUGAAGAGACGUUUGCAUCGUUCUGCCUGCAUCAGGUCACGAUCAGGCCUGGGUCCACAGCUGGGCUCCAGCCAGCCACUCCCUCCAGUUUAGCCACAUUUUAUGGCCAAAUUAUCAGUAUCUGGCUUUGCUUUAUUUCUGAAGGCUUAAACUCCCACUCAUUUUUUUUUUAAAUAUUCCACUCCUACAAAGUCAGGAAUGUACAAUAAUCUACUCUGGGUGUCAAACAUGGAACCGGCCCACAAGAGGCUCCGGUCCAGCCCGUCAAACCACCAAGCAAAUGGUGAAAACUUCGAAAGAAAACAAUGAUUUUUUUUGAGUUUCUGAAAACAUGCUUAAUGCAACAGCUAUAGGAGAUGUGUUUUGGACAUUUUACUAUAUUUUGCACCAGCAGGUUUCAUUAAAAUGGGCUUAAUGUCCAGAUUGUAGUUAUCUUCAGUAGCAAACAGUGUAAAAUCCAGACAUCUUCAUUUCACACGAGAUAAUAUCUGGAAAAAGAGCCUCUUGGAGAAAGUCUUCACCUGCGUUGUUUACAUGAGGCCAGUCCUCCCGGCAGGCGGAUCUGAUCAGCCGUCGCUCUUCCUCCGUCCUCGCAUCGACGCAGUUCAGGCGCGUCUGUUUCUGCAGGGUCGGGUUUCCCAGCCACCAGCAGAACCGCUGCUGGUGCUCACAUGCCUUCACGGCCCUGGACCCCCUCCAGCCCCGUGGCUUCCACCAACUGAUCUUUUCCAAGAAACCUCAGCAGCGAGCGGGCCGGAAAUCAAAGAGCGGAGGGCGUUGGGGGGGGGGGGGGGUUGUUACGAGCGGAGCUGCUGCAGCAGUUUGCUCUUUCUGCCUCGAUGGUUCCUGUGCGGCUCUGAGAAGUGUGGGAACUUCAGACGUGUGGAGGACGUUUAGGUGUGGAGAAGGUUUCUCAGCGAACAAAAGGAAGCGGAGCGUUUCUCUCAGCAGCGCCACAAACAUGUCAUUAUGCAAGCAAAUGAAUGAAUGAAUUCACAUUCCACAGACGGCGCAGCCACGUUUCCUCCGACAGCUGCGCCGAUGUGUCACUGCUGAUUGGAACGAACUCAGUUUCAGACCGAGAGUGACGCACCCAAACAAGGGAGAGUCUCCAGAAUGGUUUUUAAGCCUAAUUGGUGCUUCAGGCUUGGAUUUGGUCAGAACAAACUGGUCUGUAUUGCUCACUGAUUGCCUCUAAGGAGUCGGCAGACAAGAUCAUCAAACAGAACAAACAAGUAGCAUCUUUUUUUUUUUUUACUCUACUAUCUAAAUUUGUCAUUUCUGCUCAGUAUCAAUGAACUUGAACGAACUUUCUACCAGAAAUCGUGGUGAAGACUGAUGGGUUGAGUUACUCAGCGGAAGAGAGACGCUGACCUUAAAAACACGUUGCAGUCAAUCCAACAAAAACUGUACUUUUCACUUCGUCUGCACAACAAAUUGAUGCCACGAUCUCAAAAUGGAAAGUAUUGAAGGCUGCCGCUGAAUGAAAACCAGAUCAGCUAAAACUGCAGCUCCCCUCUGAGUCGCUGAAGCCUUCAUUUAUUUACCGCCCGCCUUGUUAAUAACUCCGUCUUUACCUCUUUGUAAAAGGAGUCUGAUGAAAGUGCCAGUAAAAUACUUCACUCGGUGAAGCGGCGUCGCCUGAGCAGCAAAACGCAUUAAGCUGGGCAGCGUUUAGGAGCAGCUCCCGACGUGAAAACGUGGAGACAACAGCGACGGCGAGUGGGCGACAAACACCGACGUGUCUGGAAUAGCGAGGAGAGGCGUGUGUCAGUCCGUCUCUGGGAGUCGGGACUCGGAACACUCGGAGCGCGUUCCAGGGACAGAUUGUUGGCUUCGGGGGGGCGCGGGCCGAGUCUGGUCCCCGAGUCCAUAUGCUGGGAGGCGUCAGAUCAAAGAGAGGAGAGUCGGUGUGGCGCCGCCGAGGCAGAUGGACGCGGUGACACGCGGCGUUCGCCGGCAGACGGGCCGACACCUGGCUGCUGAUCCGACGCCAUCGGGAACCGGGACGAGAGGGGCGGGCGUCGGUGCGAGACAGACGACGUGACGGGUCCACGCUGUAAACAAGCGCUCCUGUCGCGGCGCCGGUUUGAGUGGAUCGCUGCGGGUUCGGUUCGUGUCGGGAUUCAGGACGGACGGAGCAGCCAGUGGUUCGGGGCGGUGGUGACCGAGAGGCCAGAGGAUGGACGGGAGACCGGGGGUUUGCAGGUUCGAUUCAUGAGAUUAAUAAAGUCUGAUUAGUUUAAACCAGGAGUUUAAGAUCUCUCGAACUGGCUGCAGUUUGAGUCAACAACAUCCCGAUUUCAUGGCUUCAAAUCAAAUGUUGAUUCUUGGAGCUCCACCAGCUCAACUUGAAUCUGAAUCCCAAACGAAACGGGCUGGUUCUUCCUCCCAGCCCUCGGCCGUCUCACUUCCUGUCUUUACCACCCCUGCCUUCCCGCUUCAGAGCCCGUCUUGUCCCGAUUGGCCGGCGUCCAGACGCUCUCUGUUUCAGCAGUGCCCAGCCUGCCAACGGGCAGCAUCAAGUUCUUGUAAUUUGACACCAGCCCCAUUGUUUUGUCAGGCACCGCUGCGUCUGGAGGAGACGGGCAUAUGGAGCAAAUCUGUGCCGGAAUCCCGGCCCAAACCGAAGGUCUGAUACCUGAGAGUCCACCUUCAGAGCGAGUCGGCCGUUCCUCAGUCUGAUGCUGUUUUAAUGGGAACAGAAAACAUUUUGACUUAGACUUGAUCUCCGGACUUUGUUCUGGCUGCAGACGUUCUGCCCACAGAUCCCAGGCAGAUGUUUCAGAGUCGAUGACUUCCCGCCCACGUUCACUUCCCAACACGUGUGGCUUGUUUGUCACAUGGUGGCCCGGGUUCCCCUUCCCCCGAAAUCAGAACCAGAGAGGCAGACGGAGCGAGAGAGGCCGCGACCCCACCCCCACCUCCACACACCCUCCACCUUUCAUCGUCUCGGUUUGUUUUGGUUCGCGCUUUUUUUUUUUCUCUCUCUAUGUAAAAUCAAUCGACGAGUCUUUUCCUUCUCGAAAAGGUUUAAUAUUGUUUUCGGUGGACGUUUAAAAAAAAAACAGGGAAAAGCAACGCAUCUGUUUUUCUAUUUAACUUUAUUUUUGUACUUCUUUUUGGAAACUUCAUCCACUUGGCAGCUUGAUAUUUAAUGUCUUUUUAAGGCAUCUGUGUGUGUGUGUGUGAGUGUGUGUGUGUAAGCUCAAAGCACUGUCUCAGCCUACUGCUAGGAAACACUCCCACUUCACCUCACAGACGUGUUUUAACCUCCUCUGAAGGGACUCGGUUCUCCGUCGUAUCUCUGGGACUGUUUCCUCGCCGUCUUUCCUCCUGACCGUGUCGUAACCACUUGAUUUGAUUCUGUUUUUGCCUUCUUUUUUUUUUAUGUUUUUUAAUCAUACAGAGGUUGUUUACACAUAACGGGCACACACACACACACAGACACACACAUGCUCACAAUCAGAACUGUGAAGUGAUCUCUGACUGCAGCUCCGUCCCCUGCUGGUCAAACAGUCCGACCACUGUAGGCGCCGUUAUGUGAUCGCUAUGAAGGCUCACCAUUGUGUGAACAAAAAACUUUUUUUUUUUCUUUCUGUCGUCGCUCAGCCGCUCAGAACCGGCUGUGGCCGGAGUCCUGACCCCGGAGCGACCCAGGAAGCAGAAGAAAAGGACAAAAACAGCUUUGAUUUUCAUCUUUUCUUAAUUUCCGGUUUGUACUGUUUUUUUAUUUGACUUCAUUUAUCACUGGUUUUCUUUUUUUUUGUUGUCGAAGCUGACAAAUCAGUCAAAAAAUCAUUUGGAUGAUAAAAUGUCUUGUUUUUUUUUGUUUGCUUUUUUUGUUGCAUGCUGAAAUGCUGACAGGACUUCUGCCUGUUAAACUAUGAAUUGCACCUUAUUUGCGAGAUGUGGUUUUGUUUUAUUCAUAUGCAUACUGUAACUGUCAGCCAGUCAGUCAGUGUAUGCAUCUUAAAACAGGGUUUUGAUUUGUUUUACAUUGAAAGAAUUGCCUGAUUUUAUAUAACUGACUGAGUCACUGUUUGUCGGAGGCUGGCUUCACGAAGCAGCAUCAGAAACCGAGCCGGAGAGCAUAACGCAGACAGAUCCAUAGGAAAUGUCAGUUUCCUGUGAUCAGGCUUUAUAAAUUGUUUGCAUUUGAGGAAGUCCAGACUGAGCGCCAGAGGAAAAACAACAAUACUGUCUCUUUCAGCACAGUCGUCUUUUUUUUCCUUCUCAUUGAAAAAAUUCUGACUUUUCCUUUGGUUCCAAUUGGAUCCAAUCCACCUCUAUAGCAUAUCAUAUACAUCAAAAAAGAGGUGCUUUUCACUCUCCUAUUAGCACUUUUUUGAAAAAUUAUAUUGAAAAUUAAAAAAAAAAAAAAAAAAAAAAAAAAAACCUGUAAAAAGACCUCAAGACAGUUGCUAGCUGUUUAGAUCACCAUCUGGAGUAGAAGCUGCUGUUUCUGCUGUUUCUGCUGUUUCUGCUCGUCCGGCUCUUCGCUGCUGCUCAGUAAAGCGUCGUCUGCAUAUCGUUGAACUCUCACACCGGCCAGUGUCCCUUCUCCCUGCCGUCCAGCUUGUCCUCGGAAAAGGUCAAAAUAACCCAAAAAAAAAUCAGCACCGUAUUGUUCACACACACACACACACCGGCAGUCGGCCUCGGGCAGAUGAGGGGAAGUCGGCGUGGCGCCGCCGCCACUCGGCCUCACGUCCCCGGGGCCGAGCCGGUCUGCAGCCAAUUAACCAGCAGGGCCGUUUGCCAGGUCCAGAUCCUCUAAUCCGCCACACGCUCCCUGCUGCUCGGCCCGCAAUUAGCCCUCCGUUCAUCACACACACACACACACACACACACACACAGAAGGAAAAUCUAUAUUUUACAUGAUGAGGAGGAUGAUUAAAAGUAUGUUUUUUAAAUUUGUUUGGUAGCACUUUUUCACGAGAUUCUUUUUGUUUGAUUUUUAACACGAUGGCUGCAUAUGAGCGAACCCCGCUUCCUGUUGUGAUCCCACAAACACGACCCGGACUCCCUCCGUCCCCGUGCACUGAUGAUGAUUGUAAAUGCUCGCAUAGUUUUAUUUUUUAUAUCAUUGUUGGGGGGGGUUGGUUUUUAUCUGAGUUUAUUUCUUUCGUUUUGAUUAUUUUGAACGGGUUGUCGGGGCUACGUGUGUGUGUGAGUGAGUGUGUGUGUGAGAAGAGGUUUUGUCUGUGUUGCUCAGUGGCUCCAUGUCCGGCCCCCAUCAGCCUUUGGCCUGUGUUUCCUGAUUGUGCCGGUGCGUUCAGGUGUUCCCUUUGCCUCAACAUCCACUCAUCCAAAUGGAGAGAGAUAGAGGGAGAUGAAGAGGAGGAGGAGGAGGAGGAGGAGGAGGCUGAGGGCCUUUUCCCUCACAGGGACAAAAAAAUACAAAAGUGACAAGAUACUUUUUUGGGUGGAAAAAAAGUGAUAUUUUUCUCCUCUGCGCCGUCACAAAAAAGUGUAAAUUUCUAAGUUAAUUGAAAAUGAUGAAUUUCAAAAAAAAAAAAAAAAAAAGCUCAUUUGUUCUCUAUAUGAAUGGCUGUAUGUUAACCAUGAACAAAAAGUACUGAG